Plutella xylostella (diamondback moth) is the source of this 1970-nucleotide messenger RNA. RefSeq names its product chaperonin containing TCP1 subunit 4 (gene CCT4). The record is from RefSeq and is a predicted model, not a curated record. Gene Ontology annotation, biological process: protein folding. Gene Ontology annotation, molecular function: ATP hydrolysis activity; ATP binding; ATP-dependent protein folding chaperone. Lineage: Eukaryota; Metazoa; Arthropoda; Insecta; Lepidoptera; Plutellidae.
AUGUCAAAUAUUUCUCUUCGUUCAUUUGUUUACAGUCGGAAAAUAAAAUAUAUUUUGAAAUCGGCUUUUAUCUUUGUAAUCCAGUGAAUAAAAUAUAAAUAUAUAUUCUUAAAAAUGGCUCCCAAAGCUGGUGGUGAUUCUGCUAGAGUUAAUUCGUCAGUAUACAAGGAUAAAAGCAAGCCUACCGAUAUUCGGCUUAGCAACAUAGCUGCCGCAAAAGCUGUAUCAGAUGCUAUUCGCACAAGUCUGGGCCCAAGGGGCAUGGAUAAAAUGAUCCAAGCUGCAAAUGGUGAAGUAACAAUCACAAAUGAUGGAGCUACCAUUCUGAAACAAAUCAGUGUCAUCCACCCAGCUGCUAAAAUGCUGGUGGAGCUGUCAAGAGCCCAGGACAUUGAGGCUGGGGACGGCACCACCACCGUGGUGGUGAUUGCCGGGGCACUGCUCGACGCUGCAGAGAAGCUGCUGCAGAAGGGCAUCCACCCCACCGUCAUUUCAGACGGAUUCCAGAAAGCUCUUACAUCUGCUUUACAGGUGAUUGAAAGCAUGGCCACACCUGUGGACUUGUCCAAUGAAGAGGUUCUGCUGAAGGCGGCGGCCACAUCUCUGAACUCCAAGGUGGUGUCCCAGCACUCCACUCUGUUGGCCCCUAUCGCUGUCCAGGCCAUCCGUACUGUGAUGGAGCCGAUCGUGGGCGGCGUGGGCGCGCGCGUGGACCUGCGCGACGUGAAGGUGCUGGAGCGCGUCGGCGGCACCGUGGAGGACACGGAGCUGAUCGCCGGCCUCGUCAUCGGCCACCGCGCGGCCAACGUCAGCGGCCCGCACCGGCUGGAGAAGGCCAAGGUGGGCCUGAUACAGUUCUGUAUCUCGCCGCCUAAGACCGAUAUGGACCACAACGUGAUCGUGUCGGACUACGCGGCGAUGGACCGCGUGCUGAAGGAGGAGCGCCAGUACAUCCUCAACAUCGUGAAGCAGAUCAAGAAGGCCGGCUGCAACGUGCUGCUCGUGCAGAAGUCCAUCUUGAGAGACGCCCUGAGCGACCUGGCCAUCCACUUCCUGGACAAGAUCAAGUGCAUGGUGAUCAAGGACAUUGAGCGCGAGGACAUUGACUUCGUGUGCAAGACGCUGGGCUGCCGGCCCAUCGCCUCGCUCGACCACUUCACCGCAGAGAACCUGGUCAAUGUCGACCUCGUCGAGGAGGUCAGCGAGCCCAGCGGCAAGUACAUCAAGAUGACAGGCAUCCAGGGCGGCGGCAAGACGGUGUCCGUCGUCGUCCGCGGCACGUCGGGCGCGGUGGUCGCCGAGGCGGCUCGUUCUUUACACGACGCGCUGUGCGCCGUGCGCUGCGUGGCGCGCCGGCCCGCGCUGCUGCCCGGCGGCGGCGCGCCCGAGUCCGCCGCCGCCGCAGCGCUGGCUCGUGAGAGCAUCUCCGCUCCUGGUGCUGAUCAUUACUGUCUGAGGGCGUAUGCGGAUGCGCUGGAGGUCGUGCCGUACACGCUUGCUGAGAAUGCUGGUCUGAACGCGAUCGAGACGGUGACGGAGCUGCGCGCGGCGCACGCGGCGGCGGCGGGCGGCGCGGCGGGCGCGGGCGUGAACGUGCGCCGCGGCCGCGUCACCGACAUGCGCCAGGAGAGCGUGCUGCAGCCGCUGCACGUCACCGCCUCCGCGCUCGCGCUGUCUACUGAGACCGUGAGGGCUAUACUCAAGAUUGACGAUAUCAUAAACACCUUGAACUAACCGGAUUCUCUCGCUUUUUUGUUAAAAGUAUUAAUAUUUUAGUUUUCACACUAUACGAGCUUACAAUAUUAACAGUCUCCACUCCAUUGCGGGCUCAAUGAAUCUUGCAAAGCUACGAGUAUCUCUACACUAUGCAAAAUGCUAUGUGAUGUUUUCACAAUUUUAUUCUUUAGGUUAUAGAAUGCUAGCCGUUAACUUAUAUUGUAUGGAAUUAAAUAAAUAACUAAUAAAUCUAA